Ruditapes philippinarum (Manila clam) is the source of this 3965-nucleotide messenger RNA. RefSeq lists its product as uncharacterized. The transcript has a single exon. The record is from RefSeq and is a predicted model, not a curated record. Bases 1160 to 2773 code for a protein of 537 amino acids. NCBI's taxonomy places the organism in Eukaryota, Metazoa, Mollusca, Bivalvia, Venerida, Veneridae.
ACAAUUUAAAUAUUUAAAUACAAUAGCAAAGUAAGCAUGGCACUCGAAGAGGCCGAACAAGCCGCAGUGUCCGAGAGAACCGACGAGGCAAGGCAAAAAAUUGCAGAAGCGCAAGCCUUGGUGGCUCAUAGGCAAAAGUUGAUACGCUUGGCUGAUUCUUCAGACCUAGGUUGGAGACUCGUUACAGAGUACGAAGCUAAUCCACUUGCCGACGAUUCAGACGACGAGCGUAGAAUGUAAAAGGCUGAAACACGGGCGAGCAGAAAACUUAAAGCUGAAAAGCAAAAGAAGUCACGUAGCGCACACACGGCUCCUUACCGGAAGCCAAGCAGCACUUUUACGGGUCAUUCCCAGAUGUCAACGGCAACGUCAGUAGCACAGUCGACACCGGGCAGACCAGGGUUAUGUUUCACUUGUGGGAAACCGGGGCACUGGAAAGGCUCGCCAGAAUGUUCAGGCGCAGUUUCCAAUAACAAGAUAAGUUUUUUAAAUGUUUUAAAAUGUUUGCCAAAAUCCGAGGCGGAUACGAUUAAAAUGGAUACAGGUACUGUAUACAAGCUCAAUAAUGGUAUAGAUAAGUCGGAUUCUCCAGUAGGUAGAUUAAAGGUACAUUUGCCAAUGUGGAAAAAAGCAACUGACAGCAGGUAUAUUUUAGACGUUAUUGAACAAGGUUAUAAGCUUCCUUUCAAAACUAUUCCGGAAAAUUCUGAGAUAAAAAAUAAUAAGUCGGCAAGAGACAAUCCUGUAUUCGUAGAAAAAGAAAUCGAAUCAUUAAUCGAAAAGGGCAUUGUGUCUAAGGUAUAUAGCAAACCUUGCAUUGUGAAUCCUCUGACGGUCGCUUAUAACAAAAAAGGCAAACCCCGUUUGGUUCUUGACUGUAGAUAUAUAAAUCCUUUUUUACAUCAAUUUAAAGUGAAAUUUGAAGACAUCAAGAUAGCCGAAGCAUUAUUCGAUCUCAAUUCAUUUCUUUUCACAUACGAUUUGAAGGGUGAAUAUCAUCAUGUCGAUAUUUUUCCAAAUCAUCGAACAUACCUAGGUGUCAGUUAUUCGAUAAAGGGAGAGAACUCUCCCUUUCGGCAUUAAGACAGCCGGUCAUAUAUUUACAAAAGUAUUGAGAGUCAUAGUCACAUUCCUUAGAAGAAACGGUUAUAAAAUCGUUAUGUUUCUUGAUGAUGGUAUCGGCGGAAGUAACGAAUACGAGAAAGCCGUUUCUGCUAGCGCGUUUACUAAACAAUCCUUAUUAGAUUUCGGAUUUCUUCUAGCAGACGAAAAAUGUCAGUGGGACCCUGUACAAAGAAUCGAGUGGCUCGGUCACGUGUUAGACAUGAAGUCAAAUCAUUUAUAUAUCACGAGCGAUAGAAUUCGUAGGCUGGAAAAGGCUAUUUCUUCUGCGCUGUUUCAAAUUCAGAUAACUCAAGAUAAUAUUGUACCCGUAAGGUUUCUAGCCAGCAUAACUGGUCAAAUAAUUUCUCUGCAAAGCGUUUUAGGAAAUAAGGUGCGCUUAUUAACAAGACAUUUAUUUAAUUGUAUUAAUUCACGAGCGAGCUGGAACGCUCCAGUAGUAGUAACAGACAACGCAUUGUCUGAGUUACGGUUUUGGGCUAAAAACGCAGAAAUUCUGAACAAAAACGGAAGAUCGUUCAAAUAUGAUAACAUUUAUUUGUUCAAUGUUUUCGCGGACGCGAGUGGGUCCGGUUAUGGUGGGUAUGUUGAGAAUGUGGAAGCAUUACAUGAUAUAUGUAAGAAAAACAACAAAAUAUAUGUUGACUGUUCAGAGCCACCGGAAGUUGGUAAUGAUACAAUGGCAGAUUUUCAUUCUGAGCAUUUAGACACAAGGUAUGAUAUUGUAACCUCGAAAAUUCUAUUUUCGAAAAGAAGUAUAUCCCCGGAAGUGGAUUCAAGCUUAUGUUUACCCCUGGAAGUGGGAAACGUGCCCAACAGAGAGGGCAAUUUAACUUUUCGCACGGCGCAAAAUUGUUCAAAACAUAACAAUGAUGCAGUAUUCUCUAGCAUAGGAUCAGAUUAUCAGGUAAUCGGUUCUUGGUCUGACAUUGAGAAACAACGUAGCUCCACCUGGCGGGAAGCAGAGGCAAUACAUAGGGUUAUGAAAACAUACGGUAGUGUUUUGAAAAAUUCACACGUCAAGGUGUAUUCUGAUAACAAAAAUGUCAAAUCAAUUUUGCUAAACGGUAGUCGUAAAUCUCAUGUGCACAAUAUUGCAUUAGAUUUAAAUUCAUUCUGCGAAGAAAAGAACAUCGUUGUGUGUCCUGAAUGGAUUCCUAGAGAGGAAAACGAAAAAAGCGAUUAUCUAAGUAGAUGUUUUGAUUCAGAUGAUUGGAAAAUUAGAAUACAAUAUUUUAAGAAUAUAGAUAAAAGGUGGGGUACGCAUUCGAUUGACAGAUUCGCAUCACAUUUCAAUAACCAAUGUUUAAGGUUUAAUUCUCGAUGGUGGGUUCCCCGGACAGAGGCAGUAGAUGCUUUAUCCCAGUAUUGGGGUAAUGAUAUAAAUUGGUUAGUUCCUCCACCAAGGCUGGUGCCAGAUUGUAUAAAAAAGAUGCAAUCCGAACAAGCGAAAUGUACGCUUAUUAUCCCGAAAUGGGAAAGUGCGCCAUUUUGGCCAAUGUUAAUUGAAGCUGAUGGAAAAUUCAAAAAAUUUAUAAAAGAAAUAGAAAAUUUAGGAAGAUUUUGCGUCACUUCCGGUGACGGAAAUAAUGGUUGUUUCGGUAAAGAUUAUUUAUCGUUUGACAUGCUAGCUUUAAGAUGCUUACCUUAAACACAUUAUAUAAUUAUCUUUAUCUUUGACAGGUCUUGGUUUAAGAGACACGUUAAAAAGGAAAAUGGACGAGGCAGGAAUACCAUCAUCAUCUCAUGUAGGCAUCACGGACAGAAUGGCCAGUUAUUUGACGCAGUCAAGGGCAGAUAACACCGUUAAGAAAUAUCGUUCUUCUUUCAAGUAUUUUGAAAAUUACUGUGUUACGCACGGUCUGACUGCGUUACCUGCACAACCAAUAUCGGUUGCUAUGUACUUAACAUUUCUUAUGGAUCAAGGAAAAUCUAAUAAUGUAAUUUCAUCUGUUUUUUACAGUGUUAAGUGGGUUCAUUCUUUGAAUGACUAUUCUGAUCCGACAGAAAAUAACAUUGUUAAACAAUUACUUGAAGCUUCAAAGCGUAUAUGUUCGAAACCAGUUCAUAAGAAAGACACUCUUACAACUGAAAUGAUUCAGUCUCUGUGUUCGUUAUAUGAAUCUUCCAGUGACGUAAUUGAUUUAAGAGAUUUAGCUAUGAUUAUUUUAGCAUACUCAGGGUUCAUGCGCAUUAACAAGCAAUUUACAUUGUAAUGAUAUUCAUUUUAAAGAAGACCACUUAUUGGUUAAUGUUAGACAAAGCAAAACCGAUGUUUAUAGGAAUGGAUCUGAAAUUGUUAUAGCCAAAGGUACUACACAAGCUUGUCCUUAUUCUAUUUUACAACGUUACGUAACGCAUGCAAAAAUAUCUUUAGAUUCGGACAAAUAUUUAUUUCGGCCUUGUUUUCGUUCAAAAAACAUUUCAAAUUUAGUGAAAAAAGACAAAAAGUUGAGCUAUACACGCGCUCGGGAAUGUCUUGUUAAAAAAUUAAAGCUUGUUGGACCCGAGUUAGAUCUUGGUACACAUUCUUUAAGAGCCAGUGGUGCUACAAAUGUGGCAAACGCGUCAGGUGUGUCUGACAGAUGUCUUAAGAGACACGGUCGAUGGAAGACCGAUAUAGCCAAGGACGGUUACGUACAGGAUUCUUUAGAAAAAAGAUUGUCCGUUACCAAGAUUCUUAAAUUAUAGUAGUUUUUAUAUAUUUUCGGUUUUGAAUUUGAAAUUUCUCUCACGCUAUACUUUGUAUUUUCUAUAAGCAUUUCUCUCGCAAACGCAUAACAGAGUUGUUAUUUCUUUGGUUUUUGUAGAAAGAUAGUUAGGACAUAAAAAGUUACUUGAAU